ACCCCCCAACACACAGCAGCAUUUAGAAACACCUUACUCACGAAAUUUGCAUUUUCAUUCUGAUUUGAACACCCACCAAAAAUGGAUCUCCCUGCUCUACUCUCCACCCACCAACUUCUUCGCAAGUACCGCAAUUCUGCAAAACCCGGCCGCAGCCUCAAGAAACGCCUUGCAUACGAGCGUGCCCUCGUCAAGCUCACCCAACUUCAGGUGGUUUCCUGUGCCGAUGUGAAGGCCGUUAUUGAAAUUCAAAGUAAGUAUCCAAACAAAGGUUGGAAACCCGAUCUUUGCGUGAGUAAACACUACCGCAAGGUAAUUCGUGCUGCACGGAAGAAUUUCGACGUAAUUCCGCUGGAUUUGCCUCUGGCUCCACCUCCAUCCACACCAGGCAACACCACUGGAGGGGAAGCUUUUGAGGCCGGAGCAGACGAUGAUGAAUCUGGAGCCGGAACUGAAGAUGAUGAGGCCGCCGCCGACCCGUGAAGGUUGGUUUGGUGCUGUACCCUGUGUCACCGAGUUCUUCCCGCUUCAUAUCUACGAUAUUAAGAAUGGUAGCGUAUUACAUAAUAUGGGGAAAAAAUUGGCCGGGUGGCUGUUUUUUGUCCUGUCUGUCUAUAUGUUAGUAAGAAUGGUGGCUGAAUUGUGUUUGUAUUCUUGCAAAUUUUAAAGCCGAACCAUAUAUCUUUUGAUGCGAUAAAUUACAUGUACGCUGUUAAAUUCUGGUUUUGAUUUUCCGUCGUUGGUAUAAAUAGAAUUGCUCUUGGC
Molecule: messenger RNA, 765 nt
Organism: Oldenlandia corymbosa var. corymbosa
Lineage: Eukaryota; Viridiplantae; Streptophyta; Magnoliopsida; Gentianales; Rubiaceae
Source: the annotation of a GenBank genome assembly